UUGAAAAAUGAUUCUACCAUUCAAAACAAAGAUUCUGAUAUCGAUACUGAUGAUCUUGAUUGGAAAAUUUCCUACAGCAAAUGCCUAUGAAGAUGGUUAUGAAGAAGAAGAAGAAGAAGAAGAAGAAGAAUCAGAUAAUAUUGUAAAAAUGAUCGAUAAAAAAAUAGAAGAUUAUCAAGAAUAUUUAUUUUUAGAACAAAAUGAAGAUUUACAAGUAGAAUUAGUUAAUCGUGAAGAAUGUAUUUGUUAUGUACCUGAACCAGGUAUUUAUAAUGGUUUGGAUUUGAAUCGUUAUCUUUUUCCAUAUCAUCCAUGUAAAUUAAAUCUAUAUAUUUGUGAUAAAAAACGUUUAUUACAAAAACCAUUAUUAUUUAUUGAUUGUUCUAAACAGAUUGGUUGUUAUUAUCAAGAAAAUUUAACCAAUUGUGAUUGUAGUAAACGACAAAAACUAUGGGGUUCCAAUGUUUGUGGUAAUAGAAUUUCAAAGAAAAAUUGUUUUAAAGAAUUACGUUAUAAAUGUCAUUUUAAUCAGAAUAAAGCCGAAUUGAUUGGAAUGUGUUAAUAAUUUUUUUGUUUU
This is a messenger RNA of Dermatophagoides pteronyssinus (European house dust mite), 577 nucleotides long. RefSeq lists its product as uncharacterized. The record is from RefSeq and is a predicted model, not a curated record. NCBI's taxonomy places the organism in Eukaryota, Metazoa, Arthropoda, Arachnida, Sarcoptiformes, Pyroglyphidae.